Messenger RNA from Olea europaea var. sylvestris, 548 nucleotides. RefSeq names its product DNA-directed RNA polymerases II, IV and V subunit 12. Gene Ontology annotation, molecular function: zinc ion binding; DNA-directed RNA polymerase activity; DNA binding. Gene Ontology annotation, cellular component: RNA polymerase II, core complex; RNA polymerase I complex; RNA polymerase III complex. The transcript is spliced from 3 exons. Lineage: Eukaryota; Viridiplantae; Streptophyta; Magnoliopsida; Lamiales; Oleaceae. Bases 138 to 293 code for a protein of 51 amino acids. The record is from RefSeq and is a predicted model, not a curated record. Gene Ontology annotation, biological process: DNA-templated transcription.
UGGCAAACGGUGAUUGGUUGACUUGAUCAACUGAGCAAAAUAGAAAAACCCUAUUAUAUUCAAGAACCCUAUUUUUUUUUUCUUUUUCAUUCGGAGACGUUGAACCCUAAGUUUUCUCUGUGUUUGAUAACUAAAGAAUGGAUCCGCAGCCUGAACCCGUCAGCUACAUCUGUGGAGAUUGCGGACAAGAGAACACACUGAAGCCAGGGGACGUGAUUCAAUGCCGUGAGUGCGGAUAUCGCAUUCUGUACAAGAAACGUACCCGCAGAAUUGUCCAAUAUGAAGCACGUUGAAACUGCCAGGCUCGAAGGUCCAGUGCAUAUUGAUAUUGUCAACGAUAAGCAUUCUUACUGCAGUACUACUGCUAGGUGUUUUCUGAUAUUUCAUAUGUUGAUGUAAACUGUUAUUCUCUAAAAUUCUCUUUUGUAGCGCUCUGGUUGUUGAUCGCAUGGAAACUUUGUUUUGUGUUCUAAAAACAUAGCUUCAUGGUUGUAUUAUAUUAGUGUUCAUAUUCGUGGUAACCAACUUGUUUAUUUUUAUCUUUUAUU